Messenger RNA from Mytilus trossulus (common blue mussel), 1203 nucleotides. RefSeq names its product zinc finger MYM-type protein 1-like. The record is from RefSeq and is a predicted model, not a curated record. The transcript has a single exon. The coding region runs from base 1 to 1203 and encodes 400 amino acids. NCBI's taxonomy places the organism in Eukaryota, Metazoa, Mollusca, Bivalvia, Mytilida, Mytilidae.
AUGUACAUUAGAAACAAAUUGACCGCACAGCUAAAGGACGAAGGAGCUGUUUUCACAAUCAUAGCUGACGAGACAACUGACGUAUCUAACCAUGAGAUGCUUGCAUUAUGCCUACGUUUUGUAUCAGCUAAUAACCAAAAUGUUGAAAUUAAGGAAAUUUUUUUCGACUUUGUACAUUUAAAUAGAACAUCUGGCAACAAAAUAGCUCAAUGUAUUAUUGAUUCGCUCAGUCGUCACGGAAUAGAUGUCAACAAAUGCAGAGGACAAGGCUACGAUGGAGCAGGAGCCAUGUCAUCGGCAAGAGUUGGGGUCCAGGCUCGUAUUAAAGAAGUAUCUCCAUUAGCACUGUUUGUUCACUGCAACAGCCAUGUUUUAAAUCUUAGUAUUGCUGCAGCUUGCAAGAUACCUUCUGUUCGCAACAUGAUAGUUUCUUUAAAUGAAGUUUACUUGUUCUUCCAUAAUUCCCCAAAAAGACAAACCUAUUUUGAACUUGUAAUCGAACGGCUUGAAAUUCCUUCCAACGUGAAAAAAAUCAAAGGUCUUUGCAAAACCCGUUGGAUUGAAAGACAUCAAUGUUAUGAAACUUUCUAUGAACUAUAUACAACCAUAUGCCGUACAUUUGAAGGUAUUUUGAACUUAGAAAAUGCAGAGGCUCUUGUUGAUUUACCUCAUGGUCCGUGGGAAUGGGACAGAGAAACAAGGACAAAGGCACAAGGUCUCUUGCAUACUACGGAAAGUUCCAUGUUUAUCGUUGUUUUUGUCACUGUGAAGAAUUGCUUGGAAGUUAUUAAACCCGCUGCCGUAAAAUUACAGAAAAGGGAGCAAGACAUAUAUUCUGCUUACCAAUACAUAGACAAUGCUAAAACAACAAUAUCUAAGUAUCGUAAAGAUAUCGAUGACCUUUUUCGAACUUGGUUCAAGGAUGCUGAGGCACUUGCAGCUCUAGUUGGUACAGAAAUAACAAAACCAAGAAUAACAGGUCGACAGACAAACAGAGCUAAUGCUACGAGUGAUUCUGCAGAAGAAUACUUCCGUAGAAAUAUGGCUAUUCCAUUUAGUGACCAUUUAGAUACUGAGAUGAAAACCCGGUUUCAAUCUCAAGACAGAGUUGGUGUUGAGUUGUUUGGAUUGCUUCCGAGUUCUUCAAAGUCAAUCAGUGAUAUUGAGGAUUUUGUUAAAAAAACUGUCGUUUUGGAAAGAUGA